Necator americanus (New World hookworm) is the source of this 276-nucleotide messenger RNA. RefSeq lists its product as uncharacterized. The record is from RefSeq and is a predicted model, not a curated record. NCBI's taxonomy places the organism in Eukaryota, Metazoa, Nematoda, Chromadorea, Rhabditida, Ancylostomatidae. The coding region runs from base 1 to 276 and encodes 91 amino acids. Gene Ontology annotation, molecular function: serine-type endopeptidase inhibitor activity. The transcript is spliced from 2 exons.
AUGAGAACAAUUUUUGUGUUUCUGCUGCUUUGCGUGCUGUUUUGCUACUGUGAGGUGAACAACUCCAAAAAGAGGCACCCAUGGGAGAGAUGUCUUGCACCCACACAUAAGGAUGGACCACAAUGCUUGGCCUACAUUAUAAGGUACACCUACAACAAACAUACCAGAAAGUGUGAGCCGUUUGUUUAUGGAGGUUGCAAUCCGUCCAGAAACAACUUCAAGACGAUGAAAAGAUGCCAAGAAAUAUGCGAAGGAAUCAAAUAUCCAAAAGCAUAA